Penicillium pulvis is the source of this 780-nucleotide messenger RNA. RefSeq names its product GPI anchored serine-threonine rich family protein. The transcript has a single exon. Bases 1 to 780 code for a protein of 259 amino acids. The record is from RefSeq and is a predicted model, not a curated record. NCBI's taxonomy places the organism in Eukaryota, Fungi, Ascomycota, Eurotiomycetes, Eurotiales, Aspergillaceae.
AUGAUGCGCUCCGUGAUCCCUCUGAUCGCCUCGUUCGCUUCGCUUGCCGCUGCCAUUGAAAUCACCAAUCCCGCUGCCAACACGACCUACGCAGCCGGGUCCACCAUCACCGUCGAGUGGACCAGCGUCGAUACCGAUCCUACCAACUUCAGUCUCUAUCUUUGGAACUUUGUGUCCUGGCCUCCAUCUUAUGUUCCGCUGGCUGUAGACGUUCCUACGUCGGAUCUGUCUCACUCUGUCCAAAUCCCCUGCGACACCAAUCCCGAAUGGGGCUACCAGAUCAGCGGCAUCAACGGCACCAACGUCUACAUCAUCUACGCACAGGGAGAGAAGUUCACUGUCUCGGACCCCGUCAAUAGCACGGCAUGUGUGGACACUACCCCAUUGUCGACCACUUCCACCUGCCCCAGCGCUGCGGCGUCUACCGUUUAUGUCACGGUGAGCCCUACCGGUCCCAGCUCCCGUCCUUUCCAUCAUCAUCAUCAUCACUCCCACGUCCUUCCUGCUCCGUCACCCAGCACCGCCAGCACUUUUACCUCUGAACAUGUGAAGCCCGGAAUCGUGCCUAAGACUAUUGGUUGGUGCUCAGACUAUUCCCACCCUGUGACCUUGGACAAGGUUCCCACCCCGACCCUUUUAACGGCCACCGAUAAUGGAUCCGGUGAUUCGCCGGUGGUAACCGCGGCACCGACCCAGAUCACUGAUGCUCGUGGCCCUCGCACAACGACUAUCAAAAAUACUGUGAGCGUGAUGGCUUGUCCGAAGGUGGAUGCUAUUUAA